This is a messenger RNA of Funneliformis geosporum, 422 nucleotides long. The record is from the annotation of a GenBank genome assembly. Lineage: Eukaryota; Fungi; Glomeromycota; Glomeromycetes; Glomerales; Glomeraceae.
CUAAUUAUUGUAUUAUAGAUGCAUUACGUUGCCAAGAGCUUUUGGUAAAGCUAAGUCAAAUAAAUAAUUAUAGAGAAGUCGCUUCUAUUGCUCAUGUAUCUUUGUUCGACUCACACUAUCGUACAAAUAGAAUGAAGGUACGAAACCUUCUAGACGCUUAUGCUUUUAAACGUAAUAUGGUAUUUAGCUCAAGAGUAUGCGAAAAUAUAGAAAAAGGAAAAUAUCCUGGUGCGUACGUUUUUCCACCUGAAAAGGGGAUUAUAAUGAGAAGACCUGUAACGGGAUUAGACUUUGCCUCAUUAUAUCCCAGUCUCAUCAUGGCUUACAAUCUCUCUUUAGAUAAAGUAAUACUAAUACAUGAAGAGGCUGAUAUUGCAGAAAAAACAGAAACAUUUUACAUAAGAUUGAGUUUCAUUCAAUAA